UCACCCGAGGCUCCCCGCCGCCGGACUGGCUGCCUAAAAUAGACCCCCGGGCCAGGCGCCCGAGCGCCGGUCAUGGACUCCGGACGAACUGGACGCCUCGGAAGUCCUGAGGCAGCAUCGCCGCCGUUUGUGCACGUCGCCCCGUCGCUCUUCCUCGGGAACGCGCGCGCCGCGGUCCAGCCAGAGUUGCUGGCGCGCGCAGGCGUCACCCUGUGCAUCAACGUCUCACGCCAGCAGCCCGGGCCGCGCGCGCCCGGGGUAGCCGAGCUGCGCGUGCCCGUGUUCGACGACCCGGCCGAGGACCUACUGGCGCACCUGGAGCCCACCUGCGCCGCCAUGAAUGCCGCGGUGCGCGCCGGCGGCGCGUGCCUCGUCUACUGCAAGAACGGCCGCAGCCGCUCGGUAGCUGUCUGCACCGCCUACCUCAUGCGACACCGCGGACUCAGCCUGGAGCAAGCCUUCCAGACGGUGAAGAGCGCGCGCCCGGUGGCCGAGCCCAACCCGGGUUUUUGGCGUCAGCUCCAGGAGUACGAAGAGGCCCUGCGGUCCGGGUCCCACCUGCCCAAGGGCCCUCCGGACAGUGAGCCCUAGUUGCUCAGUCCAACCACCAAGUCAGGGCUCCGAGUUUCUGAGGGUGAGCUAGUCCAUGCACACCCCUAAUUUAUUAGACAAGGAAGAUAAAAACCACUUGAAUUUAAAGCGGAAAGGCAUUUCUUACAGGGACAUCAAGACCAGGAGCCAAGGUCAGGAAAUGGGGAAGUUCAGGGGUCACAGACACCUGCCACCCUGGUGCUGGCUCCUGACUCCUGGGGCUGCUGGCAAACUCGUGUCUGCCACCCACUCGAGCCAUAGUGGCUUUUCCCCAGCCUCACAGUGGUCCCCUCUGAGGUCUCAGAACCCAACACAGGAUCUGGCCGGCCAGGACCACGAUUUCCAGACUUGUAACUGCUGCGACAUGCAGGUGAGCGUGCAAGGUUGUGACAAACUGUCAACAUGCCCACCUCCUGCCUUCCUCACGUCCUAGUUUCAGCUGCAGCAUCAAGCCCACGUUUGCUCUCCUGCAGCCACCUUCAUACCAGCAGCACACCCACCAUCUGUGCAUCGGAGCCUGUGUACCCCUCUUCUGGGCACACACCUCACCUGGGCAUCCUGUGGCCUAGAAAAUGGAUCACCAUCAACACUUUUUUAAAAAGAUUUUAUUUAUUGCGUGGGGGAGGAGGGAUAAAGAGGAGAGAAGCAUCAAUCAGUUGCCUCUUGCAUGCCCCCAACCAGGGACCUGGCCCACAACCCAAGCAUGUGCCCUGACCAGAAAUCAAACUGGCCACCUUUCAGUUUGCAGACAGCACCCAACCCACUGAGCCUCACCCAUCAGGGUAUCACCACCAUAUCUUAAAUAAGAUAGUGGGGAAAAGAAAAGGGGAAAAUGGCUACUACAUGCCCUCAACGAAUUACCAUUGGUGCCAAUUAAGUGCCAACAGGAAUCCCCGAUUUGGGGUAUGGCUGAGAAGGAAACUUCACUGUGAACAGCUCAACUGCAACACAGCACAGUUUUAAAAGUGACUGUGAGGCCCCUGGGGCCCCUCUGCUCUGCUCCUCGAAGCUUUUCAGCGCUGUGCUGGUCUGCUCUGUGCUGUGCUCCAGCAAGACACCUUUAAUGUUUCAGCCCAGCCAGGAAAAAUCUUCAGUAUCAGGUGGAAAGAGAAAGUGCAUUCAGAGCUAGAGCAGAGCUGGCUUACAUGGGCAAAAGUUCCUGCCCCUGGUCCCUGCACAUGCAAAUGAGGACUCCAGAUCCUCCCAGUUUGAUUGGUCCCAAAGGCACUUGUUCUGAUUGGUCAGAAUAGAACCACUCCUGUUGGCAGGAGCUGUGCUUCUGAUUGGAUGGGAAGGCAUCAGUCUUAUUGACUAACACAGGAUUUCAGGAGCUCCCUUAUAAGGGCUGCUCAGAGGGCAGGGGCAGUGCACGUGAGUAGUUCAGCACACCAGAGGCUUAUCCAUAAAGUGCACUUUGCAAGAGAGGCCCUGUGUAGAAAUGGCUGCUGGGCUCUGGGUUUUGUUUUUGUUUUUGAGGCCAGUUAGCCACCAGGAGUCCUUGUUAGUGGGUAUCUUCUUUCUCAGGGUUUAUAGUGUGAAUUCCAGAUACUGUACAUAAUUCCUGGUUAACAAAUACAAAUAUAUAUAUAAUGAGAUAAAGACUAAAAUAACCGUAGUUUGUGUCUAUCAUUUCCCUUCCCACCAGUCAUUUCACAUCCCCUCCACCCUUGGCCAGCUCCUCCCUGGCGCUGGUCUGUCCUGGAGGGAUGAGUCUUCACCCUG
This is a messenger RNA of Artibeus jamaicensis (Jamaican fruit-eating bat), 2313 nucleotides long. RefSeq names its product dual specificity phosphatase 28 (gene DUSP28). The transcript is spliced from 2 exons. Lineage: Eukaryota; Metazoa; Chordata; Mammalia; Chiroptera; Phyllostomidae. Gene Ontology annotation, molecular function: protein tyrosine/serine/threonine phosphatase activity. Bases 73 to 591 code for a protein of 172 amino acids. The record is from RefSeq and is a predicted model, not a curated record. Gene Ontology annotation, biological process: protein dephosphorylation. Gene Ontology annotation, cellular component: cytoplasm.